ACAGAAUAACAACACUACAACAGCAACAGUAUUUGGCGGCUGUCGCAGAUGUAAACAUGCAUACACGUUAGCUAGGUAUCGAACCUGUUUCUCAAAAUGGAGACAACAGAGCGGUACAGUGGCCCUGCGCCCUCUGAUCAUCUGCUUAAAUACGACCACCCAACUGUUGUCACCAAACGUUCUGCGGCUUCCUCAAGUAAAAAAGGGGAGAAGAAGGAUGGUCCUAGAAACAGUAUUAUCGAAAGCGAAGAUUACAAUAUCGUUUUAUCGGUACCCCCGCGACCGGAAAAAAAACCGCCUAAAAACCUUAAUAUUUUGGAUAUUCGCUCGGCGGAUGAUAUUCUCGAUUAUAUUUUGCCACCCAGACUUUGGACUGAGAAAGGCCAGCAAUAUGUGCAAAAAGUUUCUCGUAUACCUGCUACCAGAAUGGACGUUCUAAAUUUGCAAGAGCGACUAGAUAACAGACUCGAGCAUUUAAGUGCACGGGAAACUGGAAUUUGUCCGGUCCGAAGAGAACUGUACACGCAGGCAUUCGAUGAGCUGAUUCGGCAAGCCACAUUAGAGUGUGCAGAGCGUGGACUGAUGCUUUUACGAGUUCGCGAUGAGAUUCGUAUGUCGAUCGCAGCGUAUCAAACGCUUUUCGAAAGCAGCAUGGCUUACGGUAUGCGCAAAGUGCUCUUGUCAGAACAAGGUAAAAACGAAUGCACAGCAAAGAUCACGGAUUAUAAUUCUCGCAACGUCAGUUUACAGCGGCAAGCAGAUGAAUGGAAAGAAAAGUUCGAUACGCUGGAGAAACGAAAUGAAGAAGUAAGGGCUUUGGACAGUCAAAGGAAGCUGGAAGAGCUGGAAGCAGUCAUUCGAACCAACGAUCAGUUAGCGGCGGUUCUAAACAACAUCAUCAUUCAGCGCAGUUUGGUUCUCAACACUGGAAGCGCAACGGAUGAUCUUGCAGCAAUGGAGGAAGUGCGGACAGACCAAAAGAAAAAAGAUGAAACAGCGGACGAUCCCCAUACGGAUAAAGGGAAAAGGAGUCCGUAACAAUUAUGUUCCUUCGAACGACGUGAUAGCGCAUGCGGUCCCCAUGGAGCACAUAGUAAAAGGGUAGUUAGUGUCGUUUGACGAAGUCAGUUACCUAGAUUACUCGUACUGUAUAUGCGUGGGUUUCAGGAUGUUUAUGUGAAGAUAUGUGUGUUUGUCCGAAUUUAUACAGGAUUGUUUUGCUCUGUAAGCUGGCCGCAUAAACACACGGGAAAGUUUUAUGCCAAAUUAAAUAAGUAUUUAAAU
This is a messenger RNA of Paramacrobiotus metropolitanus, 1284 nucleotides long. RefSeq names its product 33 kDa inner dynein arm light chain, axonemal-like. The coding region runs from base 97 to 1038 and encodes 313 amino acids. Gene Ontology annotation, cellular component: axoneme; filopodium. The record is from RefSeq and is a predicted model, not a curated record. Lineage: Eukaryota; Metazoa; Tardigrada; Eutardigrada; Parachela; Macrobiotidae. Gene Ontology annotation, molecular function: dynein heavy chain binding. The transcript is spliced from 6 exons.